Eucalyptus grandis is the source of this 909-nucleotide messenger RNA. RefSeq lists its product as uncharacterized. The record is from RefSeq and is a predicted model, not a curated record. The transcript is spliced from 6 exons. The coding region runs from base 14 to 673 and encodes 219 amino acids. NCBI's taxonomy places the organism in Eukaryota, Viridiplantae, Streptophyta, Magnoliopsida, Myrtales, Myrtaceae.
UCGUUCUUCAGCCAUGGCCACUUCGCUCCCCAUCCUCUUCCGCGUCCUCGCCACGCUCUUUAUCCUCGUGACCCCCACAACGAGCGACCUUUUGUCUCCCUUAACUCCUUUUAUCUCUCCUUUACAAGAUGACCUGUGCAAAGAAGUGGAAUGCGGGAAAGGGAAAUGCAUGCCUUUGCUCAGUGACUCCGCCAACUUCUUGUACGAAUGCGAGUGCGAUCCUGGCUGGAGGAAAUCCCCUCUUCGGGGCACGGAUCCUCUCACGCUCCUUCCUUGUACGCUUCCAAACUGUACGAUCGAUUCCUCUUGCGAGAGAGAUUCCUCUCCAGCUCGAGGGAAAGCUAGCGGAGGCAGAAAUUCUUCAAUCCUCAAUCCCUGCAUGUGGAUCGAAUGCAGAGUUGGGUCGUGCAACCAAACAUCGCAGUACUCGUACGCUUGCGUCUGCGAAGAGGGUUACAGCAAUCUCCUCAACCUCACGGCCUUGCCUUGUUUUAAAGGAUGUUCGUUUGGAAUGGAUUGCUUAAGCCUUGGGAUUCCUUUUCCGAAUGGAUCUUACCCACCGGAUUUGGGAGACAUUGAUGUGAGCAAAGCUCAGUUGCUUGGACGAAGGACAUCAUUGUGGCUGGUCCUUUGGGCUAUUCUUCUGGGAGUGCUUGAGCUUCAGACGAACUAGAGCCCUCUUGAUGAUACUCCUGCUCCAGACUAUGCUAGUAGAUAUGAAUUAUCGUGCUUUCGGUGCUAAAAGAAAUUUCCAAUAUAGUAGUUUUUAGUUGAUUCCUGCAUGUGAAAACAUAUCGAACACGCAACAAAAGAGGAUUAGAUUUUACUGAGGUUUCCUGGCCUGUAAAUUGUUUUUGGUUGACCGAUCAUUUUCAGUGAACCAGAUGCGUGAAAGUUAGGAAAACUAAU